AUGAAUGCUUUGCGCAGGAGCAUUUUAACCGAGAGACAACUGGUCGGUCGUCGUUUCGGGAAGCGUCAAGGCGAGCCCAUUCUGUUCGGUCGUCGUUUCGGGAAGCGUCAAGGCGAGCGUCUUCUGUUCGGUCGUCGACUGGGGAAGCGUCAAGGCGAUCGUCUUCUGUUCGGUCGUCGACUGGGGAAGCGUCAAGGCGAGCGUCUUCUGGUUGGUCGUCGUUUCGGGAAGCGUCAAGGCGAUCGUCUUCUGUUCGGUCGUCGACUGGGGAAGCGUCAAGGCGAGCGUCUUCUGGUCGGUCGUCGACUGGGGAAGCGUCAAGGCGAGCGUCUUCUGAUCGAUCGUCGACUGGGGAAGCGUCAAGGCGAGCGUCUUCUGUUCGGUCGUCGACUGGGGAAGCGUCAAGGCGAGCGUCUUCUGGUCGGUCGUCGUUUCGGGAAGCGUCAAGGCGAUCGUCUUCUGUUCGAUCGUCGACUGGGGAAGCGUCAAGGCGAGCGUCUUCUGUUCGAUCGUCGACUGAGGAAGCGUCAAGGCGAGCGUCUUCUGGUCGGUCGUCGACUGGGGAAGCGUCAAGGCGAGCGUCUUCUGGUCGGUCGUCGACUGGGGAAGCAUCAAGGCGAGCGUCUUCUGGUCGGUCGUCGUUUGAGAAGCGUCUAG
Messenger RNA from Mya arenaria, 657 nucleotides. Its product is annotated as buccalin-like. NCBI's taxonomy places the organism in Eukaryota, Metazoa, Mollusca, Bivalvia, Myida, Myidae. The record is from RefSeq and is a predicted model, not a curated record. The coding region runs from base 1 to 657 and encodes 218 amino acids. The transcript has 2 exons.